UCCGCUUUUGGCGAGCCAAUCCGCUCACAGACGGAUUAGCACGCAGUGGAUCUCCCUUUACACCCCCAUUAUACCGCAAUCAGAGAUUCUGGUUAAUGAAGUUGGUAGGGGGAAGGUACGGUACGUCGGAUCGGUCCAUACCUGCCUGACCAAGGUAGCCCGUCGUUUGCUCCUCAGACAAACGACGCACUGCGUCACUUCGCAUCGCAUCGCAUCGCAUCGUAGCGUCUUACUUCCAGCCAACCCCUUCAAUUCCUUUUUUUUAUCCUUUUCCUAUACUUAAUUUAAAGGGGCUCCCGCUGAAGGGACCUACUCCCGCGCUGCAACCGAUCGAGCCGAAUCAAGACCUUCGAUAUGGGGUUCCUGGGAGUGUACCGGGCUCUCUACGACUACGUGCCCCAAGCUGAGGGCGAGCUCGCAAUAAACGAUGGAGACUUGCUCUUUAUCCUGGACAAGAAUGGCGACGACGGCUGGUGGAAGGCAAAGAAGAAGGCUGGAGCUGACGACGAGGAAGAGCCAACCGGCCUUAUUCCUGGUAAUUAUAUCGAGGAGGCCCAGCCAGUAGACCAUGCUAGAGCUCUAUUCGACUACACGCGCCAGACAGAUGAAGAAUUGUCGUUUCAUGAGGAUGCUACGCUUGCUGUCUACGACACGUCGGACCCCGACUGGAUCCUGACUGGCCUCGAUGGCGAUUAUGGCUUUGUCCCCUCCAACUACAUCGAAAUGGGCGCACCUGCUGAGUCUGCUCAGCCGCCGUUGCCGUCUCCGCCGCCAGCGCUACCUUCAAGACCACCACAGGCUCCCUCGAUCUCCUCCCCCGAGCCAGAGGCGGCAUCUCCGGAUCUACCGAAUGAUACUCCUCCCAACCCUGCUGCUGCUAUCGCAGGCGUCAUGCAUGGUCGCUCAGUUUCCCAACAAUCUCAGCAACCUGCCGCUCCACGACAACCCCCUCGUGCGUCCGUCACGUUUAGCGAACCCCCCGAAGUUGAGGACGAGCCCGUCCGAUCACCGACCCUGCCAGCCCGACCACGGGUACCAGCGCCACCAUCUCCAACUUAUGACGAACCCGCCUCCCCUAUACACACCCGCAGUUUCCAAGACCAUAGGGACCCAGAUCGUCGCCAAGAUGUUGAGCGUACUCCUGGCGGCUUUCAUAUGUAUAACAUCAACGAAAUGAUUUCUAUCAUGGGCAAGAAGAAGAAGAUGCCCACAACAUUAGGAAUCAAUCUUUUAACAGGUAUCAUACUGGUUGCUCCAGAGCAUGCUUCUGAUGGACCUUCACAGGAAUGGACUGCUGACCGCAUGACGCAUUACUCGCGGGAGGGAAAGCACGUUUUUAUGGAGCUUGUGCGCCCAAGCAAGAGCGUCGACUUCCACGCCGGAGCAAAGGACACAGCCGAGGAGAUUGUCAGUAUGUUGGGCGAAUUGGCUGGUGCUGUACGUGCCGAAGGACUCCGUGAGGUGAUCAUGGCUGGGACACAAGGUAGCAGUGGCGGUGGCCAGAAGAAAGGUCAGGUGCUGUAUGACUUCAUGGCCCAAGGUGACGAUGAGGUAACUGUUGCUGUGGGAGAUGAGGUGCUUGUUAUCGACGAUACGAAGAGCGAAGAGUGGUGGCAAGUUCGCCGGCUCAAGAAUGGUAAAGAAGGAGUCGUCCCUAGCAGCUAUAUUGAGAUUACCGGCUCUAUCCCACUGCCCUCAUCUAGCGGCAUAAACUCAGCCAAAUCUCUCGUCGAACAAAAUCGCCUCGAGGAAAUCCGAUUGACCAAGGAAGCCAUGAAGGCUGGCAAAGAACCUCAGCAGGUAGGACCUGGAAUGCCUCUUCCCGAACGAGGCAGUAGCCUCAUGGCACGAGAAACUGGUAGUAAUUCAGGACAACAGCGGAGCCGUCGAGAAAAUGGACGAAGUGAUGGCGGCAGUCAAAGCCGAUCGAAGUCUAAGCCUGACGCGUCCAAGGUGCGCACCUGGACAGACCGAUCCCGGUCUUUCAGUGUGGAAGCCCAAUUCCUUGGUCUGAAGGACGGGAAGAUCCACUUACAUAAGAUGAAUGGUGUCAAGAUUGCAGUUCCUAUCACAAAAAUGUCGCGCGAGGACCUCGAGUAUGUUGAAAACUUCACAGGUAUAUCCCUGGAAGACGACAAGCCGUUGGCAGACGUCAAGCGAGCCAGGUCUGCUGAAAAGAAAUCCCCCGAACGCAGCCCUUCGGCAGGCGCAACGAUUGACAAGGAUCCCAAGUCUGACUACGACUGGUUUCAGUUCUUCUUGUCUUGCGAGGUUGCAGUGGGCUUGUGUGAGCGCUAUGCACAAGCCUUUAUCAAGGAUUCGAUGGACGAGAGCGUGCUUCCUGAUGUUGACGCCACCACUUUGAGAGCCCUUGGAAUUCGUGAAGGUGAUAUCAUUAAGGUCAUGCGCACCUUGGAUGCCAAAUACGGCCGCAGUCGCGGUGGGAAGAAAGGAGGUGCCGAUGGAGUUGAUGGUGAAGGGGGUUUAUUCUCUGGACCUGGCGGUGCGCUACGAAACAACACCCGCAAGGGCCGACCCGCACCAGCAAUCCAAACAAGUGAUGUUGUUGAUGCCAGUGCCUUUUCGCGAGGCGAUUCCUCCAAGACUGGUGGUAAUGACAGCAAGUCACCCCCGCCCACAAGCCCUGCGAACAAGAGCCCCGAAACUCGUCAAGCAGCGAGCUCAGGAUUCGACGACGAUGCUUGGGACGUGAAGCCAAGCAAGCAGCAAUCGCCGCCUAAAGCUCAGCCGCCUGUUGAGUCUACUCAGAAGCCUGCUCCUGAGCCUGCCCCCGUUUCACCCCCUCCUCCGGCCUUGACUGGCUCCAUGCAAGAGUUAUCGCUUCUCUCAACGCCUCUCGAACCCACCAGGGCUGAGCCAGCACCCGCCCCGGCCCAGGCGCCUGUCAUCGCUGCUCAGCCAACCUCGACACCCGUGUCGCAACCGUUGGGCGGCGCUACCCCCUCAUUCUUUACAUCUGUUGCUCAGGCUCGACAACGUCCUACUCCGCCACAAGGUACUGCGAACCAGGGCUCUCUUGUUCCUCCACCACCUCAGCGACCUCUUUCAGCUCCGCAAUCAGCUCAGCCCAGCGGUUUUGCCCCUCCUCCCAUGAUGCCUCAGAUGACGGGUGCUCUGCAAGGCCAAGUUGCUCCUCCCGGCCAGAGCCUGAGCGAGAUCACACAAGCCCGCCUGCAGCAGCAAUACACGGCUCAGAUGCAGCAACAGCAAGCCCCUCAGCAAAUGCAGCCCAAUAUGACUGGAUUUCCAGGACAACAAGGCCCUGGCUUAAUGUCUUUCCCUACCGGUGCCGGACAGUUCAUGCAGCCCAUGAUGACAGGAAUGCAGGGACCGAAUCAGUUUGCCCUAAUGCAAGCUCAACCCACAGGUUUUCAACCAUCCUUUCCCGCCACGCAGUCGAUGUAUGGAGCACCUACAGGAGGUAUCAACAGCUACCUGCCUCCAGCUCUCGAACCCCAGCGAACAGGUAUGCCAGGCUUGCAGCCCCAAGCUACUGGCAUGACGAACAUGGGUGGUAUUGGUGGUAUGAAUAACGCACAAGUCCCUCAGCCUCUGCAACCACAACAGUCUGGCCCACCCCCUCCCGUGCGAUUUGGCGUGACAAAUGAGACCAAGAAACUAGCGCCUCAAGCAACAGGGCGUAGGGCUAACUUGGCGCAAGCGACCCCCCAGAACCCCUUUGGUUUUUAAUUCUUGAAAAGCUUGUGAAAACUGGUCGUCAUCGCACGUCUUUUCGUCAUGUUUGCAAAUACUCUGGACACAUUUCUUCACAUCUUGUAUGUAUAUGUAGACUUUGUCGGGUGAACCAACCUGGGAGUCAGGUGUGGAAUAAUAAUAGUAUAU
Molecule: messenger RNA, 3864 nt
Organism: Fusarium redolens
Lineage: Eukaryota; Fungi; Ascomycota; Sordariomycetes; Hypocreales; Nectriaceae
Exons: 4
Coding region: 355-3711 (1118 amino acids)
Molecular function (GO): identical protein binding; cytoskeletal protein binding; ubiquitin binding
Source: RefSeq, a predicted model, not a curated record